Messenger RNA from Pocillopora meandrina, 1650 nucleotides. The record is from the annotation of a GenBank genome assembly. NCBI's taxonomy places the organism in Eukaryota, Metazoa, Cnidaria, Anthozoa, Scleractinia, Pocilloporidae.
AUGGCGACUGGCGGGAAGGUUGAUAUCUCUCAACUUCGUAACCUUGUUCGACAAUAUAUAGACAUGCAUUUGUACAAAACGGCUUUAUUUUGGGCAGAUAAAGCUGUAUCCCUGUCUAAUGGAGACAUCCAAGAUGUUUACUGGCUUGCCCAAACUUUAUUUCUUACUGCUCAAUUCCAUCGAGCUUCGCACGUUUUAAGGAGCCGAGGAGGUGUUCUUCAAACGAGCCUCGCUUGCCGCUAUCUGGCUGCCAAGUGCCAUGCAGAAUGUAAGCAGUGGAAAGAAGCUCUGGAAGUCCUGGAUAUGGAGCAAAAAGAGCCGGCAGACAAGGAUCUAGCGGAGAUUUGCUUUGUCGGUGGAACGAAAAAGCUCGAAAGUGCAGUUUGUUUGUUGAAAGGAGUCGUGUAUGAAGCUAUGGAUAACCGAGCUUUAGCCACAGAUUGUUUCAAAGAUGCGCUCAAAAAUGACGUGCAUUGUUUUGAAGCGUUUGAUCUGCUUGUUUCUCAUCACAUGCUGACCGAUAAGGAGGAACGAGAGUUGCUGUCUUGCCUGCCUUUCUCAGAGCAAUGCAUGCCUGAAGAGGUUGAUUUGUUGAAGUUCUUGUACGAAGGCAAGGUGAAGAGGUACUGCAAACCUGUUGACCCAAAGCUGCCUCCUGGUUUGGAAACCCUGUACGACAACCUGGAUGUAGUUGCUGGAAUGGCUGAGCGGCACUUUUACAACUGCAGUUACUAUCAGUCAUACAAGAUGACAUCUGCUGUCCUGACGUCUGAUCCUUAUCAUGAGGCUUGCUUGCCCAUUCAUAUCACCUGCCUGGUAGAACUGAAGAAAACGAAUGAGCUAUUCUACCUUGGACAUAAGCUUGUUGAUAACUAUCCUCAAAAGGCUGUCGCUUGGUAUGCAGUUGGCUGUUAUUACUAUGUCAUUGAAAAGUAUGAGCAGGCUAGGAGGUACUUUAGCAAAGCUACCAGUAUAGAACGAGUUUAUGGACCAGCAUGGCUUGCAUUUGGGCAUGCUUUUGCAGCAGAAGGAGAGCAUGAUCAAGCAAUGGCAGCUUACUUUGCAGCUUCUAAGCUAAUGCCAAGAUGCCAUCUGCCUCUUCUCUACAUUGGCCUGGAGUAUGGAAAAACCAAUAAUGCAAAACUGGCUGAGAGAUUUUUUGAACAGGCUUUAAUUCUUUCACCAGAUGAUCCUUUUGUGAAGCAAGAGAUGGGCGUGAUUGCCUUUCAAAAUGGAGAUUAUCUUUCAGCAGAAAAGAACUUCAAGGCAGCUCUCCAGAAAGCACAGAUCACUAGCGGGGAAGUUCUCUCAGAAACUUGGGAGACACUGCUCAGUAACCUUGGCCAUGCCUGCCGCAAGCUAGGGAGAUACCAAGAAGCAUUACGAUACCACAAGCAAGCACUUGUUCUUGUUCCAAACAAGGCUUCCACUUUCUCUGCCCUUGGCUUUGUCAAUAGCCUCUUAGGAAAUCACCAUGAAGCAAUAGGCUAUUUCCAUAAGGCACUUGGUAUUCAACGAGAGGAUACUUUUAGUGUUCACAUGCUAGGUGAAACUCUUGAACAGCUAACAAUUGAGGUCAACACAAAAGUGAAAGAAGACAAUGAUAUUAGGAUGGAAAUGGAUAACAGAUCUGAUGAGGAAAGUGACUGA